Ictalurus furcatus (blue catfish) is the source of this 2538-nucleotide messenger RNA. RefSeq names its product solute carrier family 5 member 5 (gene slc5a5). The record is from RefSeq and is a predicted model, not a curated record. Gene Ontology annotation, biological process: sodium ion transport; iodide transmembrane transport. The transcript is spliced from 14 exons. Bases 464 to 2356 code for a protein of 630 amino acids. Gene Ontology annotation, cellular component: membrane. Gene Ontology annotation, molecular function: symporter activity. Lineage: Eukaryota; Metazoa; Chordata; Actinopteri; Siluriformes; Ictaluridae.
ACGUGUGGUCUGGUGGUGAACAGGGGGUGCCUAAACUUUUAAACAACAGAGAGGACUACACUCACGAGCGGACCAAUCACAACACGUAUGGGUCAUUUAAUCCACCAAGCCCCGCCCACUGUCCCCACCCCCAUCCAGCAAUACGGCGUGGCAGUGCAAGUGGCUCAUGUGCACUCAGGUAGAUCAUGAGAGGACACACACACACACACACACACACACACACACACACACACACACACACACACACUGUUCCUCCCUGUAUAUUACAGGCUGACCAUCACCUCCACUAACCAGGUACACACACACACACACACACACACACACACACCCCAUUCUGCACAAAACUAGCCAGUCAUGAAAAAAUGUUCAUUUCUCAACUUCAGGAUCGAGAAAGAGGACAUAAAUAACCAACAAAGCUGAAGUGUGUGUAUCAGCAGAGCAGCAGUGUGUGUGGACAGACAGAAUGUCAGCGGCUAUAACAGACAGGUUGAGCUUCACUGUGGGAGACUACGCCGUGUUCGGUGCCAUGUUGGCCGUCUCCAUGUUUAUCGGCGUAUUCCAGUCUCUGCGCUCACGUGGGCGGAGCUUCUCAGAAUCAGACACGUUGGAGAAUUUCUUCAUGGGUGGGCGGAGCCUGGGGAUGGUACCAGUGGGUGUGUCUCUGUGUGCAAGCUUCAUGUCGGCUGUGCAGGUGCUGGGGGUUCCGUCUGAGUCCUACCUGUACGGCUUCAAGUUCCUCUACAUGUGUUUGGGGCAGGGCAUCAACUCCUUCCUGACGGCCACACUGUUCCUCCCUGUGUUCUACAGACUGACCAUCACCUCCACUAACCAGGUACACACACACACACACACACACACACACGCACACACACACACACACACACACACACACACACACACACACACACACGCACACACACUGUUCCUCCCUGUGUUCUACAGACUGACCAUCACCUCCACUAACCAGGUACACACACACACACACACACACACACACACGCACACACACACACACACACACACACACACACACACACACACACACGCACACACACUGUUCCUCCCUGUGUUCUACAGACUGACCAUCACCUCCACUAACCAGGUACACACACACACACACACACACACACUGUUCCUCCCUGUGUUCUACAGACUGACCAUCACCUCCACUAACCAGUAUCUGAGGAUGAGGUUCGGCAGAGGAAUGCAGCUGCUUGGGAGUCUGCAGUUUCUCAUAGCCACACUCCUCUACACUGGCAUUGUUAUCCUCGCUCCUGCACUCAUCCUAAAUCAGGCAACAGGGCUGAACAUGUGGGCGUGUCUGAUCUCCACCGGACUCAUCUGUACGUUCUACACAAGUCUGGGAGGAAUGAAGGCCGUCGUGUGGACAGAUGUGUUUCAGGUCGUCGUGAUGCUUUUGGGUUUCAUCGUUACCUUCGUCCACGGCACCGUCCUGGCAGGAGGACCAGCUAAAGUCCUAGAGAUCGCCUACAACGGAUCACGCAUCAACUUUAACGAUUUUGGGUUGGAUCCUCAGAGGCGUUACUCGUUCUGGAGUUUUACGGUCGGAGGGACGAUGGUGUGGUUAUCCAUGUAUGCAGCGAAUCAGGCUCAGGUGCAGCGCUACAUCUCCUGCAGGACGGAGAGACAAGCGAAGUGGGCUUUGUUGAUUAAUCAGGUGGGUUUGUGUCUGAUUGUGAGCAGCGCAGCUACAUGUGGUAUUGUGAUGUUCGCUCUUUAUUCACACUGCGAUCCUCUCAAAUCCGGCCGAAUCUCUGCAUCGGAUCAGUACAUGCCGUAUUUGGUACUGGAUAUAUUUCGGGAACACCCUGGCUUUCCUGGACUUUUCCUCGCGUGUGCAUACGGUGGAACGUUAAGUACGGUCUCGACCAGCAUUAACGCCAUGGCUGCGGUUACGAUGGAGGAUCUGCUGAAGCCGUUUCUGAUCAACUCGUUACAGAGGAAACAGAUGCAGCUCUGCAAAUUACUGUCGUUUCUGUAUGGAGUCGGCUGUAUCACGACGGCGGCUCUCUGCUCUCUCCUGGAUUGGGGAGUUCUUCAGGGCUCGUUUACAGUCAUGGGCGUGGUUAACGGGCCGCUCCUGGGCACUUUUAUCCUGGGUAUGUUCAUCCCAGCUGCAAAUAAACCGGGUGCGUUUGCUGGCGUUGCGGUGGGGUUCUCUCUCGCUCUGUGGCUCGCUGUUGGAAGCUCUGUGUAUCCUCCAACCCCACAGAGAAUGGGUGUGUUACACACCAGCGCAGACUACUGCCCUUCAGCUAACACUACACACAACUCCACCAUGCUAACAACACCAUCACCUACACUAUCACCUCCAGGACCUGCAGAGCACUGGUGAGUAAAACACGUAAAGAUGGAGGUAAUAGUCCAGCGGAAGGACUGAGGAGCUACGAGGAUGUUGGGGUGAGGCGACAUGCGUGAAUUUAGAUUUUGUGCUAAACUGCUUAAGGUCAACAUUUCUAACAUCUUGAUGUUGAUGAGAAAUUUACUGGCCAAUUAUUCCACAAACUCACAGUAACA